Molecule: messenger RNA, 5871 nt
Organism: Mycena citricolor
Lineage: Eukaryota; Fungi; Basidiomycota; Agaricomycetes; Agaricales; Mycenaceae
Source: the annotation of a GenBank genome assembly
CGGCUUUAUUCAGCACUUUCUAGUGCAUCUUCAUCCCAAAGCCUUUCUUCAUCAUGCCGGACUCUCCUAUAGAAGAUGUACUUUCUUUGAUGGUGACUCACAGAGGAACUCAGCAUCGACUAUCGCUUUCUCCCGAAAGCGCCGUAGCAGACAUGUCUGCUGCACUAGAAGACUUGACCUCGGUCCCUUCGAAUCUUCAGAAGCUGCUUUACAAGGGCAGUCCCAAGGGUGGAAUCCAACCCGAUAUGACACUCCGACAAGCAAAUUUCAAGGACGGCAUCAAGAUCCAGUUGGUUGGGCCAACACUAUUAGAGUUGGACGAAAUGCAAGCCAAUGAGGCACAGGCCCGUAAACGGGAACGAAUUCUAAGGGAGAGGGCUUUGAAGGCUCCCGUCAAGGUCCGAUCUACCGCUUCAUCAAGCACCUUUGAACACACGUAUCGAUUCCACAACAUCGUUCCCCUACCUCAUCUUCCCGACCCCGACUCUGCUCUGAGUUACCUGCGUCGCUUGUCGAAUGAUAAGGCGAUCCAACAUGUCAUGAAGCUGCAUUCCUUCUCCGUGGGUGUCUUGACUGAACUAGACCCCCGUGAGCGACCGGAUCUGCUCGGACUGAACAAGAAUGCUGGAGAAGAGAUCUUAUUGCGGAUCCGAACAGACGCUUACGAUGGUUUUCGCGUCUACUCACAAGUACGGCAGACCCUGUGUCAUGAGCUAGCGCAUAAUGUACAUGGGGAUCACGACGAGAAGUUCAAACGACUGAAUUCGCAAUUGAAUCGUGAAGUCGCUGCGUUUGAAAAGGCAGCGAUCGCCGGUCGGCACUCGCUCCAUUCUGGAGACAUGUACGAACCAGAUGAGCUAGAAACCAUGGCUGCAAUGACGUCCCAUGUUCUCGGUGGUGCUGGCGCUGCAGUCGCCGGAGAUUCAGCCGAGGAGAGGAGAAGCCGUCUGCUUGCUGCUACUAUGCGCCGCUUGCAGAAGGAAGAGGAAGAGUUGGAGAAUAGUUGUGGCACGGCUGGCCCUGCCCAGUUGUAGACGAUGGAGCACAUACUUGAUUGAGCAUUUGACUAGCAACAUUGGCGGCAGUACUUGUAAGCGUUAAAAGACGGGAAGCGCGUCCCGCGUAACGAGCGCAACGCCCGAUCUCGCCGGGUAUCAGCAGGUACAGCCUGCAAUGCGUGAUGCGCAGCACUUGGCACGCAUCUCCGGCGCAUUGGCCUCGGCAUUUGCUUUCCGAACCCCGCCUGAGUCAUACUAGACAGCCUGCAAGUACAACGCCGAGAAGAAUGACAGGCAAUGAUGUCUUCCGGAUCUGUACACGGUCAAACGAUCAACUGUGUUCCAGGACCAUUGGCACAGACAAUGUAAUUGUCAAGGGCCAAGCACUGGUAACCUGAUCACGUGGUAUACCGGUGGCGAGGGCCGUUGCUACACUUGGCGGUUGUCCUUCAAGUUCUUUCUUUAUUCACAGCGAUACCUUUCCCCCUCACUCUUCAUGGCCAUGCCCUACCCGGCCUACGCAGGCCGUCCGCCACCAGUCGACUCGCAGCAGUCAUUAUAUCCCCCCAAAGGCCCAUUCGAUCGCUCCAAUACCUCUUUCGCCUCCUCUUCCAACGCCCUCUCCAAGUCACCAGCUGAUGCACGGAAUAUCUCACGAACGCCCAGUCCAACGCCUAGCGAGUACAAAGCGCUCGACUCGGGCCUCUUCAACCGAGAAGAUCUGCUCAAAUGGCGCUUUUGGAUCAGGAAGGAGUGGAUCAAAUAUUAUAUCAUCGGCAUACUUGUCGGUGCCAUCACCGCCCUCAUUACCAUCUUUCACACUCAAAUCGUCCACUACCUCAUUCCAAUGACGAAUUUCCUACACCAACAAAAAUACGGUAUCCUUGUGCCGAUUGGUGUUCUCUUUGUCAUCUCCUUCCCUCCUCUCUUUGGCCACGAAAUCAUCGCCGUGUUGUGCGGUGUCGUAUGGGGUCUCUGGGUUGGUUUCGGAAUCGUUUGCGCUGGUACCUUCUUGGGCGAAGUGGGCAACUUCUACGCUUUCAAGUAUCUAUGCCGGGCGCGAGGAGAAAAGAUGGAGCGGCAACAGAUUCGAUACGCCUGUCUCGCGGAGUGUGUUCGUCGAGGUGGAUUCAGAAUAGCGCUCAUCGCGCGUUUCAGCGCCAUUCCCGGUCACUUCACCACCGCCAUCUUUGCUACAUGUGGAAUGAACAUCUUCGUUUUCUCCAUUGCUGCCGCACUGUCACUUCCGAAACAGUUCGUUACCGUCUACCUCGGUGUCGUCCUCGAACAGUCGACAACCGGUCAGAAGGAUUUGAAGAAUAAGCUCAUCAGCUACGCUGUUGUCGGCGUCACAGUUCUGGUCACGGUCCUGGCGAUGUGGUACAUCUAUCGGGAGAUGAACCUCGUCAAACCCCAGGUUAUCUAUGCGCGACGCAAAGCACGACAGGUGAAACAAGCGAAGGGCGACCUCUACGCUCAGCCGGAUCUGAAUGACAGUGAUUCAUCCGUUACGGGCUACAAUCCACGGCAGAGCCUGUCCGACAUUCCUCUCACCGCUUCCCGCCAAUUUGGCCCGAGCUCGCAGGCCCACCCCCGAUACGACUACGAGCAAGCGCAGAAGCAACAACGCUACGCCGAUUGGAUGGCUCAGCACCAGCAACCACAGACCCAUUGGGGCGGCCAGGAGGAUGCACAUCAGAGAUGGGAUGAUCGGGGCAAUGCUAUUGGCUACACACCUGGUCCUGUGCCCCAGGUUUUGUAUGCCCCUCAGCCGCAGGUGGCGUCCGCCGGGAGGACACCUAUAGAGCCCGAUGCUUACACGGAAAGCCAGGCGUAUAGCUCUGGCAUGGUCCGUGAGAGCAUGGAUGCAGUUGCGUGGGACACGCAGAUGCGAGAGAGACCGAAACACCACGAUAUGUAUCAGCCUCAACCUCAAUUUCAGCAGCACCAACCGAUCCGGUCCCCUCAUCCUCAACCCGGCGGUGGCUAUCUGUCAGAAUCCCCUGCCCCUUUGGAGCCAGAAACACCGAGAGCUCAAUAUGCCGCCUACCCGCAGCACAACUUGGGUGCUCCGCUUGGCUCGGCGCCUUUGCCGACCCCACCUUACCCACAAUCUCCCUUUGCCGAUCCGCAUCACGUCGCGCACGAGGUCGAGCCGACGGUCGACCCGCUGACCUCUGUCAUAUACCACAUCGAGAAACGACCACAUGAAGGGGGUCGUCAUACGCUCGUGAAAAGCGACACUCGCGAAGAUCUGACCCCUGCCUGGGAUGUGCGGACAACUGUGAAUGGCUACGGUGGAGCUCCAGCGAUCGUCCAUGACUCGCGCAUUUUCUUUUCAGACGCUCGGGAUGGUCGGGUUUAUAUGAUGUCAGCAGACGGGUCGUGUUCUGCCGUAACUCCUGCCAACCCCAACCACAAAUUCGCGGAUUUCGAUGUUCAUCCGCUGAUGCCCCAUCUUCUGAUCGGGAUUAUGGAGGAUGCAACCGAGAGUGAGAGACCCGCGUUGGUGGUCAACAGUCUCGUCGUGCUCGAUACGGCCGAACGGGUCGUCUAUCCGUUCAUGUCUGAUGCAUCAUUCUAUCGAUCUCCCAAGUUCUCUCCUGACGGAAAAAGAGUCGUCUGGAUCGAAUGGGAUCUCCCCGACAUGCCUUGGAAUGGAUCCGAGAUCUGGGUCGCCGAUUUUGCACGCGGUGAAACACCUCAGCCCUUUGGGUUGGCCAAUCCUCGGCAUGUCGCGGGCGAACACGGCAGAAUCGCUGUUGCUUACCCGUCAUGGGCAUCCGAAGAUGUUGUUCUCUUCACCUCCGAUAUCUCUGGAUUCGAAAAUCCAUGGGUCUACGAUUGUAACUCGAAUGAGGCGCGGCAGGUUUUCAAAACACCCAUCAGCGAAGGGUUUGCGCUGAGGGAUCCGCCAAAGCGGAAUGGGGAGUCAGCCUAUGCCGUUCUUGGAGCUCCGCAUGCAAUAUUUACUGCAGUGCGGGACGGCAGGAGUGUGUUAUACCUCGUCGAUCUUCAGAAUGGUCAAGUGCAGCUCAUUUCCAGCACUUACGUGGAAAUCUCACAGCUACGGACUGUCUCGCUCGAUCCAGCAGUCAUCACGUUUAUCGGAAUUCCGAUAGACGCUCCGUCGACUGUUGUACGAUGUACUCUAGGAAAUGAAGCGCAGGCCGAAUUUACCGACCUGAUGGUCAAUUCCCACGGUUCAGAUAUUCCCCCGGCCUUCGCCUCUCGUCCCCAUCCCAUGUCAAUCGGCGAUGGCACAUCAAAAAUCCACGCGAUAUUCUACCCGCCUACGAACCCAGAUUUUAUCGCACCCAUGAACGAAAAACCGCCCGCAAUUGUCAGCGCGCACGGUGGUCCAGUGGGGAUGGCUCCCCAGUCAUUCAAUUUGACGCGGGAGUUCUUUACCUCGCGCGGGUGGGCAUGGAUAGAUGUGAACUACGGUGGAUCAUCUGGGUAUGGGAGAGAAUACCUGGAACGACUGCACCGUGGCUGGGGCAUCGUGGAUGCUGACGACUGCAUCGCAGUUGUCAAGGCCAUCUCUUCACCGCCCUACCAGCUGAUCGACCCGCAACGCGUUGUAGUCAGAGGGGCUUCUGCUGGGGGCUUUGCGGUUCUUACCCUGCUCUCUGUUCGCGCAGCAGAAAAUGUUUUCGCUGGUGGCACUUCCUUGUACGGAGUUGUGGAUUUGCCCCAUCUGCUUGAAGGCACGCACAAGUUCGAGAGUGGAUACCUUGCGUGGCUGGUGAGCGAUGAUGAAGCCAUGCUGCAAGAAAGAUCGCCCAUCUCCCACGUGGAUAAGAUUACGGCGCCCAUAUUAAUUCUCGUCGCUAGCCUCAAGAAUCGCGGCUGCGACUUCGAGUUCAAGAUUUACGAGGGUGAAGGGCAUGGUUGGAAAAAGAAAGACACCAUUAAAGAUGCUCUAUGCAGGGAGUUGCAGUUCUAUAAUAGAAUUAUCGGCAUUCAGGCGUAGAUUCAACCAUUGGUGGCUAAUUCUGCUCCAUCACUGGCCAAACAGCGACACAUUUCCUCGCCGCAUCCAACUCUUCUCGCUUCCUUCUCUCCUUUCCGACAUGAGGUCCAACAGUGCAGCGUUAAUCAGAAAAUUUCUAAGUCAAGAGUAUUUGGAUUGCUCUUUCGAAGUCUCUCUGACGUCAUGCAAACCAUUCUCAUGCGACUCUUUCGGUUCUCGCCGUCUCCAUCAGAAGCGAUCAGUGCUAGUUUCACGUCCCAUUCGACGCCAAUUUUUUCGACGCCAAAUGAAGUCCGAACCUUUGGACGACGACUAUCUCUUUGCUGGCAACAUGAUCUCGCAUCCGUCUGUCUCACUAGUCCAACUAUCCACCCCGCCCAACCUCGCUUUCCACCGCAACUCUGAGAACUCAUUAAUAUCUCAAGUCGAAGCAGUCAUUAUGAGCCACAAGCUAAAGCCCUGGAUCCAAGAAACCGGUGUUUGCGUCCGAUUGCCCAAGAUUCCGGACUGUGAUAUACUCGAAACAAUCAAAUUAGGCGAAUGCCUCGUCAACGCUCUGGUCACCUCCAAACUGCUCAAGUCAAACAAAGAUCUUCCUAUUGCUGCUUACAUCUCUAUCCUCAAACCAAGAAUCCUUGCGCCGUCAUCCUUGGCUCGCAUCAUGCGCUGUUCAGACAUUCCCAUUCCGCAUCUUUCAGACGUCGACGCGUCGUGCUUGUUUGGCUACAUCAUGGGAGCCGUUCACGCUUAUUCCGGGCCAGAUCGGUUCAAAGAAUGCUUCGAUGCUAUCUUCGACGACGUGCUGGAACUGACGGAGACAGCAUUCAUGCUAUCUUAUUCGGAUGGUCUGAUUAGUGAACUUUCGCCGCCGUGUUUGUUCUGACCCCGCGAUAUGUU